Molecule: messenger RNA, 1122 nt
Organism: Penicillium longicatenatum
Lineage: Eukaryota; Fungi; Ascomycota; Eurotiomycetes; Eurotiales; Aspergillaceae
Exons: 3
Coding region: 1-1122 (373 amino acids)
Source: RefSeq, a predicted model, not a curated record
AUGAGUACUUGCGGAAUACCGAGUACCCCUGUGGAGCUUCGCAGCUAUAUCCUGCGUCAAUUGCCCAUGAUUGAGGACGUUUUGUCCGCCAUUCAAAGCAGUAGAUCAUUAUACGAGGCACUUCAAGAAGACAACACCAUCGUUGCCUACGUGUUACACAAGCAAAUCGAUUCUAAACUCCUGCCGUAUGCGGCAGCCUUUCUUGAGCUCGAUAGAGCCCCUCGCAUUAAACUUCAUCACAAGGAUGUUUCCUUGAUCCUUGAGAGAUGUUUCUCUGGCACAACUUCUCAAGCUAGUGAGCAGCUAGCACGAAUAGCCCUCCGUGAGGCUCUGCAUGUCACGGAUCUUCACAAGGCGAUUCAAAAGUUCACUACGAAAUAUUCAGCGCAGGCUUUGUCCCAUCUUCAGGACGAGAAGCCUCUCAAAAGCUCGAUGCGCUCAUUCAGUCAUUCGGAGAUAUAUCGCAUAGAGCGUAGCUUCUAUACUUAUGAAGUUUAUUGCUCUCUAUUUGGACAAUCUCGGUCUCGGUUGUCGCUCAAUGAUCAGCUCGAUGUAUUUUUCAAACAAUUUACGCCUUGGGAAAACGAGCAGCUUGCCUGUGUUCUUGAAUUUCUUCUUGAAGAAUUGAAGCUCGCCUUCAAUGAAGUGGCCGCUCAUGACAUCAACUUUGGUGAACUUUCCAUUCCUUGGGUUGGGGAUGAAAGCUCAUGGAUACAGGGUUACCUCUCACUAGGUGUCAAAUACCUCGAAAAAGUGACAACAGCUUCCACCUAUGAAGAGCGACACCGUUUACUGGAUGAAAAGCUCUCACUCGCUAAUACUCAGCCGGCUCUGGCAGACUGUUUGAUUGAAUUGAAUGAUUUGUAUCUUGGAGGGACAGAUGAACUCGACGAUCACGCUAUGCAUCAAUUGCGUCAAUUACCAAGCCAAUAUGCCGCGUGCGACCCUGACACCGGUCCAGCAGAAAUAUGGUUUCAGGCCCAUGAGGGAGAUCAUAGCACCCAGUACGUAUUAGCUGAGCCUUAUCGGGCCAGCCGGAAGGUUGGGUACGUGAUGAUGAAUCUUUCGCGUAAACAGGAUAUGACUAGCUUUGACGGUUCUCAGAAGUCUAUUGAGUGGUAA